CAUUAGCUCAGCUCUCAGGCACUCUCAGUCACUGCUGGAAAGAGGAGCUGGGAGGAUGUGCGCGCUCUCCCCGCGGCUCCCCACGGCACAGCGACAGCGCCGGCAGCAAUAAGGGAAGGAAGGCGAGCCGAGAGCCGAGGAGCCCUCGCAGGCCGAGCAGAGGGACGGCGAGGGGCAGCGGAGCCGCUGGCCGCCCGUGCGGAGCCCCCGCGCCGCCUGGGAGAGCUGGGCCUUUUCUCCUGCCUUCUUCCUUCCACACAGCCAGCGUGCUGCCUCCUCCUGCCUUUUGCUUUCCUCCCCCGCGCCUUCCCUCGGUGGAUAUGGACAGAAGGGGGAUCACUGCAGAGAAGCAGCAGCCGCCAGAACAUAUUUGAGCCCCGGGUGCUCGGAGCGUGGCACAGACUUUUUGUGUUUCCGUGGGUGGUGUGUGUGUGUGUGUGUGUGUGUGUGUGUGUGAGUGAGUGUGUGUGUGUGUGUUGGAGGUGUGGGAGGAGGGAUUGGUUUGCCUGGGGGUUGGCUGAGGGGGUGAGUGCUCGGAUGAAGACCUCUUUUUGCCGUGAUUCUGUGCUCCAUCGGGGCAGCUUGGAGACUUGGAGGGUUUGAAAUUGUAACGCGAAGCAAGAGGAAAGAAAGAAGAGAGAGACACGCAUACAAAAGGAUUUAUUUCCUCUCCGUUAGUGGAUUGCUGAGUGAGAAGGAGGAAAAACACAAGGGUGGGUUGUUUUAUUUUGUUAAUAUUUUUUUUCCUUAAAAAAAUCCCUUAAGUGGAUUUGCACCAGGGUGGAAGAUAACUGGGGAUUUUUGCUGUUUGUUUUGGGAAUAGAAACUAAAAAAUGGAGACUGUAAGUAGAAGCAGCUUCCAGCCUCAUCCAGGACUGCAGAAGACCUUGGAACAGUUUCAUCUGAGCUCUAUGAGCUCCCUGGGUGGCCCUGCUGCUUUCUCAGCACGAUGGGCACAGGAGAUGUACAAGAAGGACAAUGGCAAAGACCCAGCGGAACCUGUACUGCAUCUGCCCCCGAUCCAGCCUCCUCCGGUCAUGCCUGGUCCCUUCUUCAUGCCCUCGGACAGAUCCACGGAGAGGUGCGAGACCAUCCUGGAAGGGGAAACCAUCUCCUGCUUCGUGGUGGGCGGAGAGAAGCGGCUUUGCUUGCCCCAGAUCCUGAACUCGGUGCUCAGGGACUUCUCCCUGCAGCAGAUUAAUUCGGUGUGCGAUGAGCUACAUAUUUACUGCUCCAGAUGCACUGCUGACCAGCUGGAAAUCCUCAAAGUCAUGGGCAUCCUGCCCUUCUCCGCUCCUUCCUGCGGGCUCAUCACGAAAACUGAUGCUGAGAGGCUUUGUAACGCCUUGCUUUAUGGUGGCACCUACCCUCCCCACUGCAAGAAGGAAUUCUCUAGCACGAUUGAGCUGGAGCUCACGGAGAAGAGCUUCAAGGUGUAUCAUGAGUGCUUUGGGAAGUGUAAGGGACUUCUGGUGCCAGAGCUUUACAGUAACCCCAGCGCAGCCUGCAUCCAGUGCUUGGACUGCAGGCUCAUGUACCCACCUCACAAAUUUGUGGUCCACUCUCACAAAUCGCUGGAAAACAGGACUUGCCACUGGGGCUUUGACUCUGCAAACUGGAGAUCCUAUAUCCUCCUCAGCCAGGAUUAUACUGGGAAAGAGGAGAAAGCUAGACUGGGCCAACUCUUAGAUGAAAUGAAAGAAAAAUUUGACUAUAACAACAAAUACAAGAGGAAAGCCCCCCGGGUCUCUUCAGAUCCUCCUGCUUCCAAAAAGCCCAAAAUAGAUGACUCUGCUUCCCAAUCUCCAGCUUCUACUGAGAAGGAAAAACAGUCCAGUUGGUUACGGUCCUUAUCCAGUUCAUCUAAUAAGAGCAUCGGCUGCGUCCACCCCCGGCAGCGCCUCUCCGCCUUCCGGCCCUGGUCCCCCGCGGUGUCUGCCAGCGAGAAGGAGCUCUCCAGCCACCUGCCCGCCCUGAUCCGGGACAGCUUUUACUCCUACAAGAGCUUUGAGAGCGCCGUGGCCCCCAACGUGGCCCUGGCCCCUCCCGCCCAGCAGAAGAUGGUGAGCAACCCCCCCUGUGCCACGGUGGUGUCCAGGAGCAGCGAGGCCCUGGGCUCUGGGCAGCCCAGGAAGAGGAAACACGGCCCAGAGCACACGGCUGUCCCCGAGGCCGCCGCCACCGCCGCCACCGCCGCCCCCGAGGAGGACAAGGAGUCAGAAGCAGAGAUUGAAGUAGAAACCAGGGAAGAAUUCACCUCCUCCUUAUCCUCGCUCUCCUCCCCAUCCUUCACCUCCUCCAGCUCUGCCAAGGACAUGAGCUCCCCUGGGAUGCAGCCCCCAGCCCCUGUCAACAGCUCCUACGAGGUGGCUGCACACCCUGACCCCCACAGCAGCGGGCUGGAGGCUGAGCUGGAGCACCUCAGGCAGGCCCUGGACAGUGGCCUGGACACAAAAGAAGCCAAAGAGAAGUUCCUGCACGAGGUGGUGAAGAUGAGGGUGAAGCAGGAGGAGAAGCUGAACGCGGCCCUGCAGGCCAAGCGCAGCCUGCACCAGGAGCUGGAGUUCCUGAGAGUGGCCAAGAAGGAGAAGCUGAGGGAAGCCACGGAGGCCAAGCGCAACCUGCGGAAGGAGAUCGAGCGCCUGCGAGCCGAGAACGAGAAGAAGAUGAAGGAGGCCAACGAGUCGCGCGUGCGGCUGAAGCGGGAGCUGGAGCAGGCGCGGCAGAUCCGCGUGUGCGACAAGGGCUGCGAGGCCGGCCGGCUCCGCGCCAAGUACUCGGCUCAGAUCGAGGACCUGCAGGUGAAGCUGCAGCACGCUGAGGCCGACCGCGAGCAGCUGCGCGCCGACCUCCUGCACGAGAGGGAGGCCCGGGAGCACCUGGAGAAGGUGGUCAAGGAACUUCAGGAACAACUGUGGCCUAAAGCCAGCAGCCAGCCCAGCAGUGAGAGCACCUCGAGCCCCAUGGAGAACUGACCCCUCAUCCCCCCGCACAGGGAGGGAGACAGUGGGACUGGGAGUGCACGUGUGAGUAGUGGUGUCCUGGCACACACUUUAGGAAUAUGGAUUCUCAGUAGUUGGAAGGCAAAUGUUGUUACUCUCUAGAACAGAAGCACUGAAUUCCGCCUCUUUUUUUUCCCAAUCCAUAUAGCACAACAUCUUACUGUGCCUAGAAAACACAAAGUGUUUGUAAACAAAAUACUUUUAAGUCCACAGCAAAUUUUCUACUGGCAAACUCUAAGCAAAGCAGUGUGGUCCAGCUGAACCCGGAGUCCAAGGUGAGCACGGCAGUGGCUUUGUGCUCUCCUGCCUGUUGGAACAUUUUGGAAUUUAAAAACAAACUGACUUUUCUUAUAAGCUAUUUAAAAUAAUUCAUUACACAGACUUGGUAUUAAAAAAAAAAAAUUAACAAGAUUUUUAUAAUGAACCUUUAAAUGCAAAACAAAAAAAAAAAAGACAAAAAAAUAAAAAACCUUCGAUGCACAAUUUUUAAUGACUUUAUAGGCUUUGGGAUUCUUUGUGCAGAAGCCCCUCUUGGUGAUGAUGCCAUCCAUGUCAGGAGCAGUUUUCCAGCCAUCUCAGAAGCCAUCGCGGUUCCAUCCCGUCACGUGGGUGUAGGAGAAGUUCAGAGUGCUUUUCCAAGUUGAUUUUUUUUCCUUAGAAUGAAUUAUGUCCAUUUCCUGCCCUGGACACAGGAAGAAGGGAAGCUGCAGGAGUGUGCAGGGGGUGAGGGGAGCAGGAGGGGCUGGGUUGAGAGCCCCAGCCCAGCCCCACAGACCCCCCUGUGUUCAGAGACUUCACCCAGGAGCACGCCAGCCUUGGGAAAAGAGAGAGAGAAAGGAAGAAAGGAAGGAAAUGGAUGAUCAGUUGGUAGAGGAACAAAGCAGAGACAUCUGUGUGUUGAAGUCAUUCUGAAAUCUUCAGCUUUCAGUUUUCUGGAAAACUCAUCUUGUUGCACCAUCUUACCAUGAAUUCAGUAUUUCCCUGCUUCCAUUCCGAACUGUCAGUCAGGAUUUCUGUGCCCAAGGAGAGUCCAACGUUGCAGUGUCGGAUACUACAGAACAGAAAACCAACAUUUUUGCUGCUGUGAAUAAGCCUACAUCUUUUUUUAAAAAACUUUUUUCUUUUUAAAAAGAGAAUUACUUUAAUUUUGGGAUCCAAGCCGCAGCCCCGGGAUACAAUGCAGCAAACCAUCACUGCCUUGGGGGUGGUGCUGAGGUUUUUUUUAUAUAUAUUUUUUUUUUAAACCUGCACUUUGUCAGAAUCUUACUCUGCAUUUUAUUCCCUGUUUCUAAGAUGUACAUGUCAAGCAUUUGAGAUUCUGCCCUAAGAGCUGUGCAAACCAUGAACCCAAAUGUGCCACCUCUGCCACCUCCCAUCAGCAUCCGUGUAAGCAAAGGAGGAUCCAGCAGGUCCAGAAUCCCUGAGCAGGAAUUCCCCCUGUGCUGCUGGUUCAGUUAGAACCUGCUUUUGUGGCUGUGUAUGACCCAAGCUGGGGAGCAGCAGAGAUGCUCCCAAAAGUGCUUAACAAAUAAAGCUGGUGCUUUACUGAUCAGGAGAAAAUUAAUUUUCACCCAUAAACACUCACCUCUGACACGCUCAAGCAAGUGAAAAUGUGAUCUGGGGCUGCAGAUGUGCCUUCCAGCUCAUUUUUCCUCUCAGCAUCUUUUCUAGGCAAUGCUGACACUUUUUUUUUUUACCUUAAAUAAUAAUAAUAAUUUUUAAAAAAAGGAAAAAAAAGAGAACCCCCUAUGCAUCAUCAUACCCAGAGUUAUUCUAAAAGAAGAAACAUAUUUCCAGUAAUCUUUAUUUGCUUUUGGACAUUAAUGCAAACUAUGUAAGCUUCAAAAUUAUUUCCCAGUAGACAGAAAGCGGCUUCCAAUCCUAAAAUUAUGGUAUUUACUUACAGUACAUUAGAGAUAUUUUUUUUUUUGAACAAGAGCUGUUUGCUUGAAACCAUUAUAGUAACCAUUAUAGUAACUGUGAGCAUUAACAAAGAAGUUCAUAUAUAUGUUUUAGGUACAAAAAAGAAGAAAUCUGAAAGGAGUGGAAUUACUGGGACAAUGUAAAACUGUUGGGAGCAAGAAGUCACACCAAGUCAAUGACCUGAACCUGUCUGUGGAUACAGGGGUUGGCCCUUGUGUGUUUGGGAUACUGGAGACUGGCUCUAGGUGCAGAUCUCCUUCUAAAGUGCAAUGCAAAAGGAAUUUUGAUUAUGCUUGAGCAGGUUUUGUUUUUGUUUUUUUUUUAAUGUGGGGUUUUAUUUUCUUUGUAUGUUUUUUUCUGCGAUUAUUAAAUCAUAUGCAUGGAUUAAACUCUGCCAUAUAGUCAUUAAUGGGCAUUAUUACUGUCUUAUGUAAAGGGGUUCUUUUGUUAUGCAGUAUGCAGAAAAAUGUUCUCAGCCUUAUGAUUUCCAGAUCUGUAUUAUCCACUUAUUUCUUCAAGGGAAACUAAACAACUGUAGCUGUAGCUGAUCAUUUUUGUGCAUUUCAAGUCUCUUGUGCUCUGCUUUACUGCCGUGUUGGGAACCACACAGAGAACAGACCCCGCUCCUGUGGCAGCUCAUGGAAGCCUGGCUUUGGAAAUUUUGCUUGUUUGGGUUUUCCCCCCUGAUCUAUGAUGGUUUCUCUCCCUUUAUAACCCCCAAAAAAUAGCAACAUGUCCUGGACAUGUUGUCACCCAGGAAAAGCCAUUCACCUGAGCACACCCUGAGUUUUCCUGUUUGUGUCCAGGGAAAUGCACUCACUCACUGGGCAUGAGGCUCCCACACUUCUGAAGGAAGGAAAUCUGCAGGAUUUUCAAAGGAAAAAAGCAGAACAGUAAAUUGGUGAGCACCAAGCAGCCUCACCUGUGCUGCACAGGUGAAGGGUCCCAGGGCUGCACAGAGUCUCCAGACCAGAAUUGCAGCUGGGGCUUCCUCUCUGCCCCACUCAGGCACUCCAUGCAGGGCCAAACCUGCAGGUGAGCUCACCCCAAGACUCCCCAGGAUUUGCUCCUUGGGAGUGAAAGGCCAUUUCUAUCAAUCAGUUUAAAAGCAUGAAGAGAAAUAAUGGUGCAAGAAGAGAAGGAACAAAGAUUCUCCAGCAGCAGCCACUGCCCAGGAGGGGCUGGCAGGGCUAGGCCUGGCUUAAAGCACUGGGCUUUUCCUACCCCUGUUUAACAAUCAGAGCUCACUCUGCAGAGCAGGUGAGCUGUUUCUGCAGAUUGAUUGAUUGGUUGAUUGAUUUCUCACCCAGAGUCAUCAGCAAUGUCCCUGUCCCAGCCCCAGGGGGGCUCUGCAGAGCAGCCCCCCCUGUGCAGGUGCUCGAGGCCAGGAGCUCUGGGGUCAUUCCUGUGGCUGCAACACCUCAGUAAAGCUGUGUGAGCCUGGGCCAUGGAAUCCCUUCCUUCCUUCCUUCCUUCCUUCCUGCAGCCCCCACUCCCUGCGCCAUUCCCAGGGAGAGGGGCUGCCCUCCAUCCCCCCAUCUGUGCUUUAGUUUCCUUUAAGAAGUUCCAAGGGAGAAGAGGUGUUUCAUACAGGCUGUUGACUCUCCCUGUACUACAAAUAUAUUACUACUUGUAUAUUCAGUUUAAUUACUCCUUGUUUCUAUUACUGAACGAAGACUUAACGAAGGGAAAAAAAAAACCAACAGCAAUAACAUUCAUAUCUAUGGAGCAGCUAACUCUAUACAUAAUAUUCUGCUUUUCAAACAGAACUAGCCAAUGUAAAAAAAACAUUAAAAGUAAAUUCAACAUGUAAAUACUUUUUUUCAUUUUACACUGUUGUAUUAUAAGUGUAUAUGGUGUUUACUUUUUCAAAACUCUUUCUUACCUGGUAGUUGUCUUGUUUUAUGAGUUGUGUUUUUAACUGAGAAGAACCUUUGCUGUCUGUUAGGAAAAAAACAAAACAAAAUCUUUUUGCAAGUUUUCAAUGUGGGUUAUAACCUUUUCUCCAUCAUUUGCAUUUUAUUUGUCCUUAUUUUCACUGUAAAGUAUUUUAUUACCAAAAGGUUGGUUUUUGUUCCAUUCUGCCCUCUCAGCAGUCCAUGUGUUUUAGAGAGAAGUUUUUUGUUGGCUUGGUUGUUGUUUUGUUUUUUUUGGUUUUGUUUUGUUUUUGGUUUUUUUUUUAAUUGAAAGAACUCACAGAAAUGACAUUUUUUCAAUUGAAGAAAAAUAAAUCUUUACAUUUAUAAUAGCCAAUAGCAUUUCAGCACAUUUUUGUUAUCCUGGUCUCUCCUAUGCUGCUGCUAAUGACAAUAUUAUGACUUACUCUACUAUUCUAGAACUAUUUUUAUGUAAGUAAUGUAUGCUUUCUUGUUUAUAAAUGCCUGAUUUAAAAAAAAAAUAAGAAAAAAGCUUGGCAUAUUUAUCUAUUUCGCUGUGUACCUUGAUAGUCCUUUUCCACCCCCUUUUCCACGUCCCCUGCCCCUGAUGCAGAUAAUAUUGUAAAAUAAAGGACUUUAUGAGAUUAUGUAUGAAAAUAGCUAUGCUUAUAUACCACAGUGACUGAAUGUACAGUGUAUAGACGCAUUACCGAAAAUAAAAUUGUUUGUCCAGAAAAAAA
Molecule: messenger RNA, 7542 nt
Organism: Passer montanus (Eurasian tree sparrow)
Lineage: Eukaryota; Metazoa; Chordata; Aves; Passeriformes; Passeridae
Gene: SKI
Product: SKI proto-oncogene
Exons: 7
Coding region: 834-2975 (713 amino acids)
Biological process (GO): negative regulation of BMP signaling pathway
Cellular component (GO): nucleus
Molecular function (GO): DNA-binding transcription factor activity, RNA polymerase II-specific; SMAD binding; RNA polymerase II cis-regulatory region sequence-specific DNA binding
Source: RefSeq, a predicted model, not a curated record